This is a messenger RNA of Prunus armeniaca (apricot), 231 nucleotides long. Lineage: Eukaryota; Viridiplantae; Streptophyta; Magnoliopsida; Rosales; Rosaceae. The record is from the annotation of a GenBank genome assembly.
AUGGGAACAACAGGCAUUGGCCUUCAUCGGAGGGGACGGAUUGUAGGAUCGGUAGGAGGGAGGUUGGUCCCGAAGGGUUCUGCCGUUUUGGGGCCGGUUGGGAGGCGACCCUCUUGUCCUUGUGCCUCGUGGCCUGUCGUCGGGCGCCCUUGUUGCCGAUCAUUCCUUCUGGCCGAUCCAAAUGCCGUCGACUGGCGUGAGAGUGUCGUGUCGAGGGAGGUCGGAAUGUAA